This is a messenger RNA of Leptinotarsa decemlineata (Colorado potato beetle), 1102 nucleotides long. Its product is annotated as phytanoyl-CoA dioxygenase domain-containing protein 1 homolog. Lineage: Eukaryota; Metazoa; Arthropoda; Insecta; Coleoptera; Chrysomelidae. The record is from RefSeq and is a predicted model, not a curated record.
UAUCAGUUGAUUGCUGAACAUACAUACGUUAUAAAUUCAGGAUGUGAAAUAGGAUUAUCGUAUUUUGUUCUCUGAAGAUUUGGAAGCAAGAAGUCAUGUCGAACAACAUCCGCACCGAAUUAGAAACCAACGGUUUUGCCGUCGUUGAAGGAUUAUUUUCCAACAAUGAAGUAGAAGAAAUGAAAAAUGAAAUUCGAAGAAUAAUUAAGGAAAUGCCAAGUGUGUCACAUCGAACAGAAUUCAGUUGUGAUGAUUCAGAGUCUGAACUAAAAAGAAACGCCUAUUUCCUAGACAGUAUCGACAAAAUAGGCUAUUUCUUCGAAACAGGCGCAACAGGCCCUAAUGGCGAAUUACUCGUGGAUCCUGAAGUAUCCCUUAACAAAAUUGGACAUGGCCUCCAUGAGGUCAGUCCAGUUUUCAGAAAGUACACCUUCUGCAACAGGAUCAAGGAUAUCAUUCGUGAACUUGGUUACAAGGAACCCGUCAUACUUCAGAGCAUGUAUAUUUUCAAAAAUCCUGAUGGAAAAAGAAGUGAAGUCAUGCUCCACCAAGACGCAACAUUCCUCUACACGGAACCUCAAAGUUGUACAGGUGUCUGGAUAGCCUUAGACGACGUUACCAGAGAGAAAGGAUGUUUGUGGUGCGCAAAAGGUUCGCACAAGAGUGGAGUUCAUAGGAGAUACAUCAGAAAUCCCGACAGGAACGCAAAGGAUCUUUUUGCUUUCACUGCGCCUCUCCCCGAUUACGACAAGAGCAGCUUCACCCCUGUUCCUGUGACUAAGGGCUCCUGCGUAUUUAUCCACGGCCAAGUAGUUCACUACAGUGAGACGAAUGAAACUGAAGAAUCCAGAAAUGCCUAUACUUUCCAUAUUGUCGAACAGAACAAUACAAUUUAUCCUGAGAACAACUGGAUACAGCCUAAAGAAGGAAAAACAUUCAUGAAACUGUUUGACAAUCGAAUACUAUGAAAUGAGUUGAUCCUGGAGUAACUAGAACUGAUACGAAGUCCUAGAAAUAUCACAGCUCUUGAGAAUUAUGUAAUUUUAUAUUCUUAUGAAUUAUUACUUCAAAAAUUGAAAUUAAAUAUAAUCCAUGAUUAGAU